Molecule: messenger RNA, 1143 nt
Organism: Miscanthus lutarioriparius
Lineage: Eukaryota; Viridiplantae; Streptophyta; Magnoliopsida; Poales; Poaceae
Source: the annotation of a GenBank genome assembly
AUGCCAAUGCGUUCUGUUUCCAUCUAUGCCAUCCUUUUGUUUCUUUCAUGUUCAUUCAGCUCGAUGCAUCUAUGUGCAUCCCGCAACAGCCUUGUCCCCGGCAAGCCGCUCUCCCCAGGUAACACUCUUGUGUCCGAUGAUGGCACCUUUGCCCUGGGCUUCUUCUCCCCAUCCAAAUCCACCAAAAAACACUAUUACCUUGGUAUAUGGUACAACAACAUCCCGCAGCACACCGUUGUGUGGGUUGCCAACCGUGCUGCACCAAUCAGUGAUCUUUCGUCUGCAAUGCUCGCCUUGCACAGUAGCACAAACCUUGUCCUGUCUGAUGCCAAUGGCCGUGUCCUUUGGAAUUCAAACAACAGCAUUGCCAUCAGUCUUUCACCUGCCACCACCGUUUCUGCAGAAGCCACACUAGAAAACACCAGAAACUUCAUCCUCUUGGGCAACGUUAACCACACCACACUAUGGCAGAGCUUCGACCAUCCCUCUGAUACUCUUCUGCCUGGGAUGAAACUCAGGAUCAGCCACAAGAUGCAUCCAAUACAACACCUCAUUUCUUGGAAUGGCCUGCAGGACCCAUCCCCUGGGGUCUUCUCCUAUGGUGCAGACCCCAACAGCAUUCUGCAGCAGUUCAUCUGGAAUGGCACAAGACCGCACUGUCGAAGCCCAGUGUGGACUAGCUAUGUCCUUCUUGGGGGCUACAUGGACAACCAUCAUUCUACCAUUUACAUGGCGGUACAUCGUGGCGCCGAUGAUGAAGUAUACAUGUCCAUCGGCAUGCCGAUUGACAGCUUGUCUUUGCUGAUUAGAAUGGAGAUAAAUUACUCAGGCAAUGUAAAUAUUCUAAGCUGGGACAGUAACAUGUCAGUAUGGACAAGCUUGUACACACAGCCUGCACAUAAGUGCAAUGAGUAUGAUUACUGUGGUCCUUAUGGUUACUGUGACAACAAUGGAACUGCCCCAACAUGCAAGUGCCUUGAUGGUUUUGAGCCAAAUGAUGAUGAAGGAUGGGUCAGUGGCAGAUUUUCACAGGGAUGUCGCCAGAAGAUGGCACUAAGAUGUGGUGGACAUGGUUUCUUGACCUUGCCACACAUGAAGGUCCCUGAUCAUUUCAUCCUCCUCCGGAACAGAAGCUUUGAUUAG